This is a messenger RNA of Penicillium daleae, 2469 nucleotides long. RefSeq lists its product as uncharacterized. The record is from RefSeq and is a predicted model, not a curated record. The transcript has 3 exons. Bases 1 to 2469 code for a protein of 822 amino acids. Lineage: Eukaryota; Fungi; Ascomycota; Eurotiomycetes; Eurotiales; Aspergillaceae. Gene Ontology annotation, molecular function: ATP binding; ATP hydrolysis activity.
AUGCGCCCACGGCCCGCGUCUUCCCUGCAGAAGACAUACGAUGAAUGCUAUCUCGCGUGCUCGACCGCGGUCUAUUUCGAGGGUCAGAACAACGAAGAGGAGGCAUUGAGGUCCUGGAGAUCCGCCCUCGAGACUAUUUACCAUCACAAUGCUCGUCGUGUACCAUCGAACUAUACACCGAAGUCUGAAACGGAGAGGGCUCUGCAGGAUUCUAUCCGCGCGCUAGAGGUCCAAUGCCGCGAGCGAGUCGAUCUACUCGAGGCCCUGCGCGAAAGCCGGAAGGAAUCUGCCGAGGCCAACGGGAGCAAAGACGCUGCCACCCUGAUCAAGGGCAAAUUCCCCGCCAUCUUACAACGAUCCUCCUCAUCCAAUAACCACCCCGGCUGGAUCGGAGACGGUACAAUUCCCGCCGUCGGCUACACCGACCUUUCCAAACCGGCGGCUAUCCCAGGCCGCCAUUCGGUUCCGUCCAUGGCGAGACAUACCUCCGAGCCGCAAUCCCUCCAGGACGAUGCUCCUUUAUUGGACUCGCCGGCUCUGCGUGUCAACUCGAACUCGUCCGAGAAGACCAAGUCUCGAGGGUCGAGCCCGGAGCGACGCAAGACGAUGCUGACGACGCUACGAAACACAGAUGGAAAGAAGAAUGGGAAGAAGUCCAAGGCCAGCACAAAGAAGAAGGAGAUGCGGCCGACCGCCUCCAAAGCAGCGGGAUUGGCUUGGGGAAACAUCUAUCGGACCCCGUCGAGCGAGAAGACCGUGAACGAUGCGACGCUGGCUUCGACUCGUCAGAUGGCAGCUAGCGACCCUAGUUUUCGCCGCGAAACGGAGCCGAGGACCAGCUCUGGCGACGAACCUCCCUCGUUGGGGAGACUUCCUCCGCGAAGAGAUUCUGCAGCGGAUCGGAUUCCUCCGGCAAACUGGCGAGAGCCUAAGCUACCAUCCUCUCUGAGCAGACCAUCACCCAGGUCUUCUGCUCAAGUGUCUCCACGAAAACCUCAACCUGCCUCUGAAAGUCGCCGACCGCUUCCUCCUCCUCCCGGUCUAGUUGCCAUGCCGGAUCCACGGGACUUCACCCCUUCACCUACCUCUUCGCCGGCUGCCAAGCCAUCAAUAAAACCUAAGCCUGUUGGCUUGAGGACAACACUCCCGCCUCCCCCACGAAUCACAAAUAUCACAAAAUCAGAAGGCAACUCUCGACCAACGACGCCCCGGCAGGAUCCGGACGGCAAUAUAUCAAGUAGCAAGCCGCGAACAAAGUCUGCACCGCGCGUCGCUCCAACCAGUCAGCCGACCUACAUGUCACCAUCUUCAGGCAGUGACGAUGUUCAGCGUGGCGUGGAUCGAAUGUCAAUCUCAGGAGCGAACGGCAGCAACGCCUUACGACGCAAACCACCUCCAGUGAAGCGACGAGAGACACCUCCCUCGAGUGAUCAGGAGUCUUGGGAGCAGCGAUCGUCAGAAGGCGAAGCAGAAGAUGAAGACGAAGGUGACGACCAUGAUAUCACCAAGAUUUUGAGCAAGUUGCCCAAAGGCGUGGAUCUACAGUCCGCGCGGCAGAUCCUCAAUGAUAUCGUCGUACGUGGCGACGAGGUAUAUUGGGAUGAUAUCGCAGGUCUUGACGGAGCCAAGAAUUCUCUCAAGGAAGCAGUGGUAUAUCCAUUCCUCCGACCCGAUCUAUUCUCAGGCCUCCGCGAGCCUGCCCGCGGCAUGCUCCUUUUCGGCCCUCCAGGCACAGGCAAAACUAUGCUCGCCCGUUCCGUAGCCACGGAAUCCAAAUCUACGUUCUUCUCUGUUUCCUCCUCAAGUUUAACGUCCAAAUGGCAUGGCGAAAGCGAAAAGCUCGUCCGUGCUUUGUUCGGUCUCGCCAAGGUUCUUGCACCCUCCAUCAUCUUUGUCGAUGAGAUUGACUCUUUGCUAUCUGCACGGUCUUCCGGUUCCGAGCACGAGGCAUCGCGCCGAUCAAAGACCGAGUUUUUGAUUCAAUGGUCUGAUCUCCAGCGUGCUGCUGCGGGCCGUGAGCAGAGUGCCCGCGAUAAGAAGGAAGGUGAUGCGAGUCGUGUUCUAGUCCUUGCGGCAACGAAUAUGCCAUGGGAUAUUGAUGAGGCUGCGCGGCGCCGGUUCGUACGGAGGCAAUAUAUUCCCCUACCAGAACACCAUGUACGCGAGCAACAGCUACGUAAGCUAUUGAGUCAUCAGCAUCAUGAAUUGAGCGCUGAGGAUAUCGAAGUGUUGGUCCAUGUCACAGAAGGCUUCUCCGGCUCUGACAUCACAGCCCUCGCCAAAGACGCCGCCAUGGGUCCGCUCCGCAACCUCGGCGAAGCGCUCCUAUACACACCCAUGGACCAAAUUCGUCCCAUCAAGUUUCAGGAUUUCGAGGCAAGCUUGUACUCUAUUAGACCCAGUGUCUCACCAGAUGGGCUGCGCAGGUAUGAGGAUUGGGCGCGAGAGUUUGGUGAACGUGGUGGAUAG